This is a messenger RNA of Pieris napi, 702 nucleotides long. RefSeq names its product acylphosphatase-2. NCBI's taxonomy places the organism in Eukaryota, Metazoa, Arthropoda, Insecta, Lepidoptera, Pieridae. The transcript has 3 exons. Gene Ontology annotation, molecular function: acylphosphatase activity. The record is from RefSeq and is a predicted model, not a curated record. The coding region runs from base 204 to 506 and encodes 100 amino acids.
UCCCUGUAACAGAACAAACCCUUGAGCUAGUAAAUCGCUCAUUGAUACUUGAAGUCAAGUAUUUUUAUAAAUAAAUUCAAAUCUGGCAGGAGCACUAUUUGCGAUACCGGUCAGUUACAAGACUGAACGCAUCGUUUGUUAACAAAUUGAUUGGCGAAUUAUAUCAUAAUAAUAUAAAUCAAAAUAAAUUAUUUGAGUGAAAUAUGGGGCCAGAAAAUAUCAUGUUAGCCUCUGUGGAAUUUGAAGUAUUUGGUGAAGUCCAAGGUUGUUUUUUCACCAAGUACUGCAAAGAGAUGGCUGAGCGUUUGGGUAUUGGGGGUUGGGUGAAAAAUACGAGAAAGGGCACAAUCGUUGGAAGGAUACAAGGGACCAAGGAGAACUUGGAUAAAAUGAUCGAGUGGCUCAGUACAAAAGGCUCUCCGGAAAGCAAAAUAGAAAAAUGUGUGCUUUCUAACUUCGAAAACGUGGCACGUCUGGCAUUUAACAAUUUUAGUAUACGUUUUUAAAACAUUUUUAUUUUAUUUUACCACUGCAAGGGCCCGCUACAGAACCCGCUAAAGCUGUGUUUCUGUCCAAAUCUCUCAAAGAGUCGUCGAAUCAAAAGAAAAAGUGAUUGUGGUUUGCCCAUAGACCUUUAAAAUUUAAAUAUCCGUAGCUCAAUACAAUCAAUUUGUAUUAAAUACAAUAUUUUAUUUACUUUUA